Messenger RNA from Lolium perenne, 963 nucleotides. NCBI's taxonomy places the organism in Eukaryota, Viridiplantae, Streptophyta, Magnoliopsida, Poales, Poaceae. The record is from RefSeq and is a predicted model, not a curated record.
AUGACGGCGACUACCACGACUACAAGUGGCGAGGGGGGGUAUAAAAGAAAACACUUCGUCUCCGCGGAGAUCAAUCCCGCGGAGACGAAGCAGCUGUGCCGCCAGCUGCCGAAUCGCCGCCGGCCGCCGCCGCUCUCCCGCGCGCUGCCGCUGUCGCUCGCGCCACCGCCUCCGCCGCCGUCUCCGCUGCUGCCGGGCGCCACCGCCUCCGCCAUCGCGCCGCCGACCGCGCGCCGCUCGAGCCGCCCGCGCGCCCACCGCUUGCCACCGUCGCCGCCCGCGCUGUCCGCCACCGCGCUGUCCGCCACCGCUGCCGCCUACGCCCGCCCACCGCUCAGCGGCCGCCUUCUCGCCGUCCGCCGCGCCUCGCCACUCUGCCGGCUGCCGGCCACGCUCACCUCCGCCGCGAAUCAAACCGCCGACGCACUGGCUCAAAAACUUGAGCAAAGUGAGGCGGCUCGCAAGAAAGCCGAACUCGCUGCUAGCAAAGCCAAGGUCGAAGCUGAUGAAGCUAAGGCGAAAGCUGCUGGUGUCGAGGAACUGCAGAAGAAACUUGAGGAUGCGACAGCUGCCUUGGAUGAGCACAAAGCUGCACAAGCUUCUCGUGACGAAGGAAUCCUCAAGCGUUUGAAGUCGCAAAGUCGACGUACUCUGACCCAAACAAACCAGGAUUUUGAUCUGGAUAAUCCUGUCAACGAUCCUCUCCUUGACGCACUUUCUCUUCUGGAGUUUCACGGGCGCGAAAUUCGUGAAGGCGUGGCAAAUGCUAAUGCAGGAUUGUCAGCGUUGUUCCCUUAUUUCUUCCCGAAGAAAGAGGAACCCGCAACUUUCCUUAACCUCGCCAAGAUGUUUAAUGCUUCGGAAGACCUGGGAUUGAAGAUGCGUCAGGAGAAUAUGAAGGUUGUCUGUCGAGAGUACUCGUUGCCCCGGUUGCCGAUAGCCAACGGACGCUUGAUUGGAUGA